Messenger RNA from Oncorhynchus tshawytscha (Chinook salmon), 1057 nucleotides. RefSeq names its product sarcolipin-like. Gene Ontology annotation, cellular component: membrane. Bases 378 to 473 code for a protein of 31 amino acids. Gene Ontology annotation, molecular function: enzyme regulator activity. The record is from RefSeq and is a predicted model, not a curated record. The transcript is spliced from 3 exons. Lineage: Eukaryota; Metazoa; Chordata; Actinopteri; Salmoniformes; Salmonidae.
CCUUGGGCAGUCGAUUGGCAGGAGGUUACUUUAGGGGUGGACCCUGGCCCUCAGGACUGUAGAAGACAGACGGACAACUCUGAAACACCGACCACAGGACUACAGAGGACCGUUGCCUGUCACACCCACCACCAGACCCAGCCAGGAUUCAAACUUGCAACCUUUGGAUUAGAGGCAGAUCCUUACACCCAUUUGCCAUCCCCCAUCUACAACACCAGAGCAAAACCGAAACCUACUAGAAGAUUACACCUUCAGAGACUUUUGCCUCCCUGACAGAGUGACCUGCCCUCCCAAGCAAGGUGUGAGGACCCUCAUCCUUCCUGUCUCCACACAUUCCCAUUCUUCUUCUCCUCUGCUGCCGCACCUCUCAGGGCAGAAUGGACCGGUCUGUGCAGGAGCUGUUUCUGAACUUCACAGUAGUCUUGAUCACUGUGCUGCUCAUGUGGAUCCUAGUCAAGACCUACCAGGCCUGAACCACCAGGGGACAGAUACAGGGGGAGAGAGAUGAAGGGCUGAGAAAUGGUGGAACUGGGUGGUACAUUUCAAUCCAGUUACUGCAGUUGCAAACAAUCUUGAAAGCUUACUGGGCGACAGGUAGCCUAGUGGUUAGAGAAGUGGGCCAGCAGCCCGGGUUGCUGGCAUCAUCCUAGAUGCCAUUGCCUGCUGUUGUGUCCUUGAGCGAGGCACUUGACCCCCUACAAUUUCUCUGCAGCUGAUCCAUGCGUCUGACCUAUUGCUUCCAGUCCCUCGUCUGUGUUUGUCUCAGGGGUUUGGGGUGUGAGCAUAAAGACACAUUUCCAUUAACGGACAAUAUAGCGAACGGACAAUAAAAUACAAUACAUCUUAUAUUAUCUUAACUCUGAAACAUAGCAGUUGCACAUGGUCCCUGAGAAAUGAAGUGAAUACAAGACAUUGAAAGGUAUAGAUAUACCUUCACUGCUUCAGCUGUCUGCUAUGAAAGACAUGCAGUUCCUCACUCCUGCCUCUUAGAGGGACUGUAGUGUUAGAGAUGAGUUGGCAAGCAUUCUGUUUACACGCUCUACAAUAAAAAGAACUG